Molecule: messenger RNA, 1092 nt
Organism: Plasmodium reichenowi
Lineage: Eukaryota; Apicomplexa; Aconoidasida; Haemosporida; Plasmodiidae
Product: DNA repair protein, putative
Exons: 1
Coding region: 1-1092 (363 amino acids)
Biological process (GO): nucleotide-excision repair, DNA damage recognition; base-excision repair; nucleotide-excision repair involved in interstrand cross-link repair
Cellular component (GO): nucleotide-excision repair factor 1 complex
Molecular function (GO): damaged DNA binding
Source: RefSeq, a predicted model, not a curated record
AUGAUACAUAGCGAUGAUUCACAAAAUGAUGAGGAAAAAGUAAGUUAUAAUAAUAUUUUAUUUGAAAAUAAUACAAGUGAUGAAAUUGAUUAUUUUGAUGAUCGUUUACCCCAUAUAAACUUUUAUUUGAAGUUUCAAAAAAAAGAUUUUGUGCAAAACUUUUUUGAUAAAGUUACAAGGGAACAAAAUGCUGAAAAGGAUAUAGAGAUAUUAACAAAUCCAUAUGAUAUACAUGAAAUAGAUAAUGAAUAUAAAUAUGAAGACAGUAAUAUGAAUAAUAAUAAUAUAAAUAAUAAUGAAGGUGGAUUUCUUUUAGACAAUGAUGAUGAUGAUAAUAAUAAUUUAUAUAUUAUAAAUAAUAAUAAUAAUAUUCAUAGAGAUAAUUUGUAUUUGGAUAUUAAAGAUGAUAUAUUUCAUUUAGAUGAUCAAGAAGAAUAUACAAAAAAAAUAAAUGAAAAUUUUCAAAAAAAUAAAAACGAAUUUAUAUUUAGUAUAGAAAGGGUAAUGGAAAAUGAAGAAGAAAAUAGAAAAUCAGACAAAUGCUUUUUAUGUAAUAAAAAAAAAAAAAAUUAUAAUGAAACAUUAGUUCAUAUUAAUAUAUAUUUAUGUAAAGAAUGUAAAGCUUUAGAUAAUAAUUUUAGAAUGAUUUCAUUAACAAAAUUAAUUAAAAAAUAUUCUUUAAAUACGUAUGAUUUGUCCAAAUAUGAAAAACAACUAGCUUUAUUAUCUACAAAAAAUCCACGUGGAUAUAUGAAACAAAUGAAAUUGUAUUUUAUAUUCCAAAUUAAAGAAAUUGCAUUAAGAAAACAUGGUUCUUUACUUACAGUCAAAAAUUUAUAUAAUAAUAAACUCUUAAAUAUAAAUUCAUCAUCUUCUACAAAUAAAAUAAACAAAACCAGCAAACUUAUACAUAAAUUUAAAAAAACAAAAACUAUAUAUAGUAAGGAAGUUAGAAAUAUGGAAAAGCUUCAAAUUAUAUGUGAAGAUAAUCAACAUGAUUUUGAUACACCUGUAUGUAUUAAUCAAAAUGAUAACACAUAUAACAAAAAAUGUAAAAAGUGCAGUUACUGUGUUGAAUAUAUGCAAUUUUGA